Messenger RNA from Selaginella moellendorffii, 626 nucleotides. RefSeq lists its product as uncharacterized. NCBI's taxonomy places the organism in Eukaryota, Viridiplantae, Streptophyta, Lycopodiopsida, Selaginellales, Selaginellaceae. The coding region runs from base 42 to 599 and encodes 185 amino acids. The transcript has a single exon. The record is from RefSeq and is a predicted model, not a curated record.
UGUUACGCGAUUCGACACCUUUGCCACUUCGUUCUCUCCCAAUGGACGAUAGGCUGCUCCCAUCUAGCUCCUCCCGCAGAAUGGUUUCCUUCAAAGGAGCCACCCAGGUUCAUGUCACCACGCUGGACGAAGUCGUAUCUGUGAAUUCCUUCUUCACCAUAGCUGUGUUCUUGGGCCUCUCAUUCUCCAGCACCAAAGCAGCCGAUCUGGAAACAGACUGCCCCGUUGGACCCGAUGCAGUGAAGUACCUUCUUCUUUACGAAGUUCUCGCGUUUGCUUCCUUCCUAUUCUCUAGCCUUGUAGCUCACGGACUCAAGCUCUACAUCAUAUUCGCCAACAGCAACCUUAUCGAAGAAUCCCAGGCCGCGGAGAUUAACAACCGCCUCUUGAGGAUCGGAAUGCUCGCGUCGGCCAUAGGCUCUGUCGCUGGGACGAUCUUCCUCAUGCUGUCUAUGAUAAGUCUCAUCGAGCUGAGGUUGGGACCUUUUAGUUGUGAUAGCAGCUGGACGGAACGCACUGGAAUUCCCUUCAUAGUUUUGUCGUCCUCUGGUCUCCUCAUCUUCAUCUCAUCUGUUCUCUUCGCUUUCAUCGAACUCUAAUACGAAUUCUACAAAACUUUUGGAAAA